Molecule: messenger RNA, 1013 nt
Organism: Arabidopsis lyrata subsp. lyrata
Lineage: Eukaryota; Viridiplantae; Streptophyta; Magnoliopsida; Brassicales; Brassicaceae
Exons: 3
Coding region: 352-888 (178 amino acids)
Source: RefSeq, a predicted model, not a curated record
AAUUAAUGAGCGAGAAAAUACGAAGUAAUAAAGGAGUUAGUGCCUAAACCAAAGCACCGGUGUCAAUUAAUGAGUUAGUCGUCCAAUGUAAAUGAAUAGCUAUAGAAAAAUUCGACAACUUUUUUCUUUUUCUUGAAUCAAUCAACAAAGAACUACAAUAUAUAAAACCAAAGUCAAAUCUAAAAUCUAUUGAUCAAGUUGCCAAACCAAAUUACAUUGUGUUUCUUUUUUAAUUUGUAUAGACAAAUCUCAGAAUACUAGUUUUGAACGACGCACUUUCAGAUUCUUCUCAUUUAUCAACUGAAUACUUACAAAAGAUAGCGUUUUGAGGUCAUCAUUAAUUCAUCAAUCAUGAUGAUUGAUCAAUUAUGCCUCCUACGUAUAUGUAUCAUGCAUCAUACAAUGAUAAUUUAUGGACAGAAACACAUGAUCUACGCAAGGGAUCUUAGCAUAGCAUGGUCGGACAACGAAGAGUAUUGGUCAUGGCUUCCUCUCCGGUAUGAUAUAUCAAGCCAAGAACUCACUGAUGCUGCUGUGCUAGAAGCAGUUUGUUGGUUAGAUGUGAAUGGAAAGUUCGACACGAGAGAACUGACACCAGCGACAACGUAUGAGGUUGUGUAUGUGGUGAAGUUAGAAGAUACAGCUUAUGGAUGGAAAAUACCAGUGAAUCUGAAGUUAACCUUGCCCGAUAGUAAGAAAAGGCCACAAGAGCGGAGCGUGUGCUUGAAAGAGCAUAUAGGGAAACGGUGGGUAGAUAUAUCAGCUGGUGAGUUUGUAACGUCACUGGAUAAUGCAGGAGAGAUCAGUUUCUCCAUGUAUGAGACCAAAUCUGGCUGUUGGAAGGGAGGGCUCUUUGUUAAAGGUGUUGAAAUUCGUCCGAAAAACUAAGGCUAUCAUUAUGUCUGAAUUGCAUAUCAUUGCCAGCUGACGCAUAUGUAUGCUUCAUUAUUUAUUUUCUGAUCACAUAUUUCAGUUAUGUAAAACUAAAAUAAUCUCACCUAAAUUUCUGGUAA